Magallana angulata is the source of this 2005-nucleotide messenger RNA. Its product is annotated as sushi, nidogen and EGF-like domain-containing protein 1. Gene Ontology annotation, biological process: cell-matrix adhesion. The transcript has 12 exons. Bases 1 to 1824 code for a protein of 607 amino acids. Gene Ontology annotation, molecular function: calcium ion binding. The record is from RefSeq and is a predicted model, not a curated record. NCBI's taxonomy places the organism in Eukaryota, Metazoa, Mollusca, Bivalvia, Ostreida, Ostreidae.
AUGUUUUGCCUCCAGAUUGCAAUAUUUGUGAUUCUGUAUAAUCAAGGGUUUAUAUUGUGUUUUCCGCUAAGUCAGUUUUAUCUGUUUGGUUCUGCAGCAGGUGAUAGUAGUUUAAGUGCCAAUGAUGAUGGUUCGACCUCAAGUAUACCAGUAUCUGUAAACUUUCCUUUCUUUGGCUCGUCGUACAAUUCGAUUUUCGUAAAUAACAACGGUGACGUAACAUUUCGAGCACCACUGACCCAGUAUACAUCGCAGCCUUUCCCUAUAAAUGGCUCUCAUAAAAUCAUUGCACCGUUUUGGACAGACAUUGAUACGACAAAAGGUGGACAGCUAUGGUACCGCUCAACUACACAGAAUUCAGUUUUACAGCAAGGAACAAGUAAAAUUCGUUCGCUUUUUCCAAACAUUCUAAAUUUUGUUGCCUCCUGGAUGAUGGUUGUCACGUGGGAAAACGUUGCUGCGUAUAACUGUGGUCCAACCAAAAAUAUAACUUGUUCACAGAGAAAUACAUUUCAGCUAGUCCUGAUUACUGAUGGCACGCACGCAUUUGCUCUUUAUAAUUAUAACAAAAUAACAUGGGCAAAAUCCUCACAGGUAGGGUUUAAUGCUGGGGACGGAAAACACUAUUUUUCCGUUCCAGGUUCCAUGACAAACUCCGUCCUGAAUCUUCCACAGAUGUCUAAUAUAGGUGUUCCAGGACAAUUUGUGUUUAGAGUGGAUCAAAAUAAAAUUUCGAAUGCAGAUACCGUUGACGAAUGUGCAAGCUCUCCAUGUAUACACGGAAACUGUUCUAACGAAUACCUUUACUAUGAAUGCAUUUGUGAAGCAGGUUACACGGGAGUCAAUUGUGAAUUGGAUAUUGAUGAGUGUCAAAGUUCGCCUUGCAUCCAUGGCAACUGCUCAGAUCAUCACAAUCAUUUUAUUUGUCACUGCCAGGCAGGGUACACAGGAAAUUACUGCCAAACAGAUAUUGACGAAUGUGCCAGUUCACCUUGUCUUCAUGGUAAUUGCACAGAUCUCGUCAAUGGCUACCUCUGCAACUGUGUGGCAGGAUUUACUGGGACACACUGUGAACAUGAUAUUAAUGAAUGUCAAAGUUCGCCAUGUUUUCAUGGAGACUGCACAGACCAUGUAAAUUCCUACUCGUGUCAUUGUUAUCCGGGCUACACAGGGACGCAGUGCCAGAUUGAUAUUGAUGAAUGCGCUAGUUCUCCAUGCUUAUUCGGAAACUGUUCGGACCAAGUCAAUAGAUAUGUUUGUAACUGUGUACCUGGCUAUACUGGAUUCAUUUGUGACACAGACAUUGAUGAAUGUGGGAGUUCCCCCUGUAGUCACGGUUCAUGUGUUAAUCAGAUCAACAAUUACCAGUGUAAUUGUGAUUCAGGAUACUAUGGAAGGCAAUGUUCAAACUUUGAAGUAUCAUAUUUAGCACCUCUGUUUGUGGGAUUAUCGUUAUUGCCCCUUGCAGUUUUGAUCGUAUUGUUAUGGAGGAAAUUUAAAAGAGAGGAAGAAAAAGACGAUUCCUUUGAACUAUUUCCUUUCAAAGACGCAACACUUGGACCAAGUAAGACUACAUUUCGAAAUCAGUCACCGAAAAAGUUUUCAUUCUCAAACGUUUUUGAUAUCUUAAAGCAGCUAUGGAAAAGAACUUUCUUCAGAAUUGCUCCCGCAUUAGAUAAACUACAAAGUGGAUAUACAUACAUUUCUAAAAAAAUCAAAUUAGCAGACAACUUGCAAAGGUUUCAUAACUAUCUAUCAAUGAAGAUAAAGCCAUUCACUAACCGGAUUUCAAAGAUAUUUCCACAAAUACAAAGCAUGGAAUGAUAACAUACAUGUAUUAUAUGUUAAUUUGAAGUCGCUACAAGCGUUAAUUAAGUUUAUCUUGUUUCAGUGUUGAUUUCUAUAGAAAAACAGUGGACUUAUUAUAUCUAAUUUUUUAGUAACAAUUGUCACUCUCAUCAAUUUGCUUAUUCCUUUUGUUCAUCUAUUUAUGUUUUUCUGUUGA